AUGGCAGCAUCUCUCGCCCGGCUUGCCAGCCAUAGUGCCAAACGCCUCUGUCUACGACCCGCACUCCCAAUUGCACGCACCUCACGAGCAUUCUCAUCCGUCCCCUCCCUCCGUUAUGCCGAGCCCUACGAAGGCACGAAGCUGAUACCCACCGAUUCGAACUUCUCGCACCCCACCGAUCCCUACGACACGCAGCACAUCAACAAGACGCCGGACCCGAACUUGGAUGGCGAAGGUGUCGAGAACAGGAAGAUCAGGCAUUACACGGUCAAUUUCGGUCCUCAGCAUCCGGCAGCUCACGGUGUGCUUAGAUUGAUUCUGGAACUCAAUGGAGAGGAGAUUGUGCGGUCGGAUCCGCAUGUGGGAUUGCUGCAUCGAGGGACGGAGAAGUUGAUCGAGUACAAGACUUAUCUGCAAGCUCUGCCGUAUUUCGAUCGUUUGGAUUACGUUUCUAUGAUGACCAAUGAGCAAUGCUUCUCUCUGGCUGUGGAAAAGCUCCUAAAUAUUGAGAUUCCGGAGCGAGCGAAGUGGAUUCGGACACUGUUUGGAGAGAUCACGAGAGUAUUAAACCAUUUGAUGUCGGUGUUGUCUCACGCAAUGGAUGUUGGGGCUCUUACACCUUUCUUGUGGGGUUUCGAGGAACGUGAGAAGUUAAUGGAAUUCUAUGAAAGGGUGUCAGGAGCUCGGCUUCACGCUGCUUAUAUAAGACCAGGAGGUGUGCAUCAAGAUAUCCCUGUAGGCCUUCUUGAUGACAUCUAUCAAUGGGCAACGCAAUUCGCAGAUCGCAUUGAUGAGACUGAGGAAUUGCUGACUGACAACCGAAUCUGGAUUGGGAGAACGAAGGGGGUUGGUGUUGUGUCGGCAGCUGACGCGCUGAACUACUCUUUUACAGGUGUCAUGCUUCGUGGGUCUGGUGUACCAUGGGACGUUCGGAAGAGCCAGCCGUAUGAUGCGUACGGUGAGGUCGAGUUCGAUGUGCCAGUCGGUGUCAAUGGUGAUUGUUAUGACCGAUAUCUCUGCCGGAUGGAAGAGUUCCGUCAAUCGCUCAGGAUCAUCCACCAAUGCCUAAACAAGAUGCCUCCAGGACCUAUCCGUGUUGAGGAUUAUAAAAUCUCCCCACCACCCCGUGCAGCCAUGAAGGAGAAUAUGGAGGCUUUGAUCCACCACUUCUUGCUAUUCACAAAAGGGUAUACUGUACCACCAGGAGAGACGUAUUCGGCCAUCGAAGCGCCAAAGGGAGAGAUGGGAGUGUACGUUGUGAGUGACGGGAGUGAACGACCAUACCGCUGCAAGAUCCGAGCACCUGGUUUCGCACACUUGGGAGGAUUUGACCAGAUCUCGAGAGGUCAUUUGUUGGCAGAUGCUGUGGCGAUUAUCGGAACAAUGGAUCUGGUGUUUGGAGAGGUCGAUCGAUAA
Messenger RNA from Lachnellula hyalina, 1416 nucleotides. RefSeq names its product NADH-ubiquinone oxidoreductase 49 kDa subunit, mitochondrial (gene nuo-49). Gene Ontology annotation, biological process: mitochondrial electron transport, NADH to ubiquinone. The transcript is spliced from 3 exons. The coding region runs from base 1 to 1416 and encodes 471 amino acids. The record is from RefSeq and is a predicted model, not a curated record. Gene Ontology annotation, molecular function: NAD binding; NADH dehydrogenase (ubiquinone) activity; quinone binding. Lineage: Eukaryota; Fungi; Ascomycota; Leotiomycetes; Helotiales; Lachnaceae.